Molecule: messenger RNA, 1487 nt
Organism: Amyelois transitella
Lineage: Eukaryota; Metazoa; Arthropoda; Insecta; Lepidoptera; Pyralidae
Product: lipopolysaccharide-induced tumor necrosis factor-alpha factor homolog
Exons: 3
Coding region: 127-510 (127 amino acids)
Molecular function (GO): zinc ion binding
Source: RefSeq, a predicted model, not a curated record
GAUAAGACCAGUGUUAUCAACAAAAACGUAGCUCGAUAGCACUCUGUUAUCAUUCUAUGCGCAAACUCAUAUUGACGAGGUCGAAAAAGUUAUUAGAGAAUAGAAGUAAUUAAUUAUUAGUGUGAAAUGAGUGGUGAUAAGAUGUCAGGCCAGGCGAUGCCGAAUGUACAAUACGUGGGGCCGCAGCCGCCACCUCCGCCGUACUCCACGCACCCCCCACCAGGAGUGCAACCCCCUCCAGGAGCUGCCAUAGGCACAGUUACAACUACCUUCAUAGUCACAAACCCCGCUGGCCCAGACCCCAUGAUCACAACUUGCCCUUCAUGCCAUCAUCAGAUCGUGACAAGAACGGAGAGGAAUCCUACGACUAAGACCCAUGCUAUUGCUUGCCUGCUAUUUUGGUUUAUAUGUUGGCCCUGCGUGUGUCUCCCAUACUGCAUGGACUCUUGCAACAACAUCGACCAUUACUGUCCGAACUGCAACGCUUAUAUCGGUGGCUACAAAUUUUAGACGUAAUUAUGAUUGUUUAAGGUCCAAUUUAGCUUAAAGUUUAGUAUGUUUGGAAAUGUUUGCUUCUAUUAAGCCAUGAAGGAGAUACGGAGCAAACCCUUUCAUAUCAUGGGCUGUAGAACAUGUAACAACGAUGUAAUUUUAAGGUUAACGUAUAAAACACAAUGGCUCAAUGCUAACUUUAGAAAUAUAAGAUUUAAUGCAAACUUCAAAGAAAAAGACAUGAAAAUCUACGAGUGUAUAUAAAUAGAUUAUUACAUUUGACCACUGGAAUUUUCUUAUCUAUAAUGUAGAUAAUGCAAGUUUCUAGGUGUUUUUUAUUAGUGUUAAGUAAUCUAAUCUUAAUGACAAUUUUUCAAUAAGUGUAUAUUUGGUUUAAACAAAUUUAUAUGUAUAUUUAGCUACAUUAGUGUCACGGUCUACCGCCUUUAACUUGGUUUUUAAUAAGUUUAAUGGCAAUUAAAGUAAUAAUGUGCUUCCCGAAGCCCGUUGUAAUCAACCCAGUUAAUAUAAGUCUUAAUAAGAUUAUCCUGUAGAAAUUGUAAAUUCAUAUUUCUAUCGUCAUAAUAAUCCUGAUAUCAUGAUUCUUAACCGCUUUUUUCAUAGUUUACCUAAGACUAAUUCUCCUUGGCAAUUUUGAUACACAAUUCGUCCUUUAAUCAUCUUACACGACAUGUGCAGGGAGAGACGAUGGUUGUUUUUCACUAUGCGGAAACGGAACGACUCACUGUGUCUUUAUCUUAUAUUUUCCUUGGUAGUUAGUUAUUAAAAGUAGUAGUUUAUAUUUAUGUAUCGAUUAAGUGGAUAAACUUUACCAUGGUAGGUAAUUAUCUUUAUAGGUAUAAAUGUUAUCCAAAAAUAUGUUACAUGUAGAUAGAUAUAUUAUAAAAUACAUUACAAAAUUAUUAUAAUUUGCCCUUUUUUGACAACAACAACCUGAUUUUUUUCUGAUUUAAUAAAUAAUAAUAAAAGUGUUA